Onychomys torridus (southern grasshopper mouse) is the source of this 1085-nucleotide messenger RNA. It is a transcript of the gene C1qa, whose product is annotated as complement C1q A chain. Lineage: Eukaryota; Metazoa; Chordata; Mammalia; Rodentia; Cricetidae. Gene Ontology annotation, molecular function: protein binding. Bases 104 to 841 code for a protein of 245 amino acids. The record is from RefSeq and is a predicted model, not a curated record. The transcript has 3 exons.
UGCUGAUGGGUGUCCCACCAUCAGCAAAGGGCCAGAGCAUCCAGUUUGAGCUGACCACGGAGGCAGCCUGCCCAGGGUUCUUGUGUGUCUCUACAGCGACAUCAUGGAGGCCUCUCAGGGGUGGCUGGUGGCCUGUAUGCUGGCCAUGACCCUGGUAGCUACACAGACUGAGGAUGUCUGCCGAGCACCCAAUGGGAAGGAUGGAGUUCCAGGAAAUCCUGGCCGCCCAGGGAGGCCAGGUCUCAAAGGAGAGAGAGGGGAACCAGGAGCUGCUGGCGGCCGGACUGGUAUCCGAGGCCCUAAAGGAGAUCCUGGGGAAUCUGGGCCCCCUGGCAAACCUGGCAAUAUGGGGUUCCCAGGGCCCAAUGGGCCCCUGGGGAGCAGCGGCCCCCCAGGGCCAAAGGGUAUCAAAGGCAAUCCAGGCAAUAUCAGGGACCAGCCCAGGCCAGCUUUCUCGGCCAUUCGGCAGAACCCACCGACAGUUGGCAAUGUGGUUAUCUUCGACAAGGUCAUCACCAACGAGGAGGGCCCAUACCAGAACAACACGGGCCGCUUCAUCUGUGCGGUGCCCGGUUACUAUUACUUCACCUUCCAAGUGAUCUCCAAGUGGGACAUUUGUCUGUCUAUCAAAUCCUCCUCCCGGGGCCAACCCAGGAGUUCCCUGGGUUUCUGUGAUGCCAACAGCAAGGGCCUCUUCCAGGUGGUCUCAGGGGGCACUGUGCUCCAGCUGCAACGAGGGGACCAAGUAUGGAUCGAGAAGGACCCUGCAAAGGGUCGCAUUUACCAAGGUACUGAAGUCGACAGCAUCUUCAGCGGAUUUCUCAUUUUCCCCUCUGCCUGAGCUGGGGAGCCACCCCAUGCUGGGCCAUCUCCAUUCCCUGAGGUGGGGCCUUGCCCUGCAGCCCUUCUCUCUGCAAAGUGAAGGAGCCAGAUAGAGCUGGGGCUUUAGCAGCCUGGGGGGGGGGCGGGGGGGGGGGGGGGAGAGGGGCUGGCAUGGAGGGCCCUGAGGACUGGUGCCUCUCUGCACACAGCCCAGGGGUUUCUUCAAGCACUUUCUGGAAUAAAUGACCCCAUCUGUGUCUGUG